Messenger RNA from Nylanderia fulva, 1374 nucleotides. The record is from RefSeq and is a predicted model, not a curated record. NCBI's taxonomy places the organism in Eukaryota, Metazoa, Arthropoda, Insecta, Hymenoptera, Formicidae.
CUUCAAGAUGUGAUCACUAUUUUCGUAUCUACAGAGAUCAUAUGCUUUUUCUCUCACAGGAUAAACACAAUCAUGGGACGCAAACGGGACGUUAAAUCGUGCCCGCCUACGACCAUAGCCAGAUCUAAAUUUGUAAUACGACAUGAUAAUCGACACGAGAUGAUCAUGCUACACAAACGGCGCGACAGGUUGUCCAGACCGUUAAAGUUGCCUGCCAUCGAGCUUACACAGCGAGUAAAAACCAGUCGAUUAACAACACAUACGGCUCGAGUCGGCGAUGUGCCAUCCAACUCGGAGUUGGUCAGCGAAAUGACAUUGCAAGAAGAGCCUGAUCAACCAAGCGACGGAGGUGCGGGUGCAGCGGGUCUCACGAACGCGACGACGAUGCAGAACAACGGGGACAGCAACGUGGACCUGACGUCAGUGACGUCAAGCGCAGUCUUGUCACAACCGGGUCUGAACAACCCCACCUGGAAUCGUCAACAAGCUGUUAGCGUCAGGCAUGCCUUCAAGAGCUAUGGCAGCACGAAGAAUCCGAAUCAUAUCUUACAGAAUCUCAAUAUGACCGUGGCCAAAGGCUCGAUAUACGGGCUACUAGGUGCCAGCGGAUGCGGUAAAACCACCUUACUAUCCUGCAUUGUCGGUCGACGAAAAUUGAAUUCGGGCGAGAUCUGGGUACUAGGUGGUAAACCUGGAACAAAGGGCUCCGGCGUACCCGGGAAAAGGGUUGGCUACAUGCCGCAGGAAAUUGCUCUCUACGGCGAGUUCACCAUCCGCGAGACGAUGAUGUACUUCGGCUGGAUAUUCGGAAUGUGCACGGCCGAAAUUGUCGAGAGGCUGCGCUUUUUGUUGCAAUUUCUCGACCUGCCGUCGCAGAAUCGGCUGGUGAAGAAUCUCAGCGGUGGUCAACAGAGGCGGGUGUCCUUCGCAGUGGCACUUAUGCAUGAUCCAGAAUUGCUGAUUCUAGAUGAACCUACUGUAGGUGUAGAUCCACUAUUAAGACAAAGUAUAUGGAAUCAUUUGGUUCAAAUCACCAAAGAUGGUAACAAGACGGUCAUCAUAACGACGCAUUACAUCGAAGAGGCCCGACAAGCGCAUACGAUUGGUUUGAUGAGGAGUGGCCGAUUAUUAGCCGAGGAAGCACCUAUGACCCUCUUGCAAAUGUACAAUUGCGCCUCCCUUGAAGAGGUCUUCCUGAAAUUAUCCCGAAAGCAAGGACAAUGCACGAUUCCAACGGAAUUGAACAUUUCAAACAAUAUCAGUUUGGUAAGCAAGAAAAAAUUUAAGAAACUAUUCUCCUCAUUUAUUCGUGCACAUUUAUUUCUGAAUUUUUUUACGCGCACAUUUUAUUCUGAAUAAUUUUUGCGUAAGAUC